Volvox carteri f. nagariensis is the source of this 1170-nucleotide messenger RNA. RefSeq lists its product as uncharacterized. Lineage: Eukaryota; Viridiplantae; Chlorophyta; Chlorophyceae; Chlamydomonadales; Volvocaceae. Bases 1 to 1170 code for a protein of 389 amino acids. The transcript has 2 exons. The record is from RefSeq and is a predicted model, not a curated record.
AUGCUCGCCGACGACGGUCUUCUGGUCACCCUUCGCUCCGGCCUUGGAGUUGGUCUGGACUCCCCGGAUUACCUCUCUACGCUUCGGCAUUCCUUCCUCAUUUGCCAGGAAGGUUCGUCGGGACUAUGCGUGAUUGUCGACCCUUUCUUUCGGGAGCAGUUCAAGGUCGCUGGCAUGCCCCAAAACAGCGCUUACUGUGCAGCUGUUGCUAACCUGCCGGUGUGCUUUGUCGGCACAAUCGGCACUGUCAAUGCUCUCGUCUGUCUCCUCACCGGCACGCUGCUGCAAGAAGCCUCCGUCUUGGGCAUCGACCUGCCGCCCUGGCGCAGCAAGCAGGCUCUUCUGAGCAAAUGGCUGCCGCGACGCUUCUCCGACUCGGUCUUCACACCGCCGUCCUUGGGGAACCUGCACCCUGCUCUGCGCAGCAGCGUACAUGGCGACGCUCUGUCCACCUCCCCCACCUCCAUUCAGAGCUGGCCCUCGCUGACAGGCGCUAACAGCGAAAUGGCAAGCUCCAACGGCUCAUCCUCGGGUGUUUGCGGCAGCGACACAACCACCACUGCCACCUGCACCACUGCCGGUCGCACCUCCUGCAGGUCGCAGUUCAAGCCCCACAGCGUGGUCACCGGCUUCACUGCCCCGGCGCCCACAUUCCCCGCCAACGCGCCCUGCCAAGCUGCGCCCCCUGCCGCCCGCUCUGCAUCCACCAUGUCACCAUCCUGUCGCCCUAUGGCGCGAUCAGCCCUUACAGAGCAACUCGUCUCUGCUACAAACCUAUCCCGCGAUGUGCAAGCCAAGGCGGCGGCUCAUUGGCAGCGCUACUUUCUGAAUCUGCACGACCCCCAUCAGGCAACCCAGCAGCCGCUGUCCAGUGCGACUGUGAACAGCCCUGCCGCCGAGGCCACCACAACUGCUUAUGCCGCCGAUAUCUGCGGUGAUGACAGCUUGGAGGCUUCCGUGCCGAUUCGCAGGAAAGUCUGUAACGGCAGUGCAGGUUCCGGAGCCAGCAACUUGGUGGUUUCUCUGGUGCAUCACCGGGCUGCGGCCUGCGUGGCGUGCCUCAAGUGCGGUGGUGGAAACGGUUGUAACUUGAAGCUGUCGUCGGCGGCGUGUAAGAUGCUGCCGCAGGUGUACAUUGUGAGGCCGAUGGCAACCGUAGAGGCGUGCUGA